Messenger RNA from Lipotes vexillifer (Yangtze River dolphin), 1802 nucleotides. It is a transcript of the gene EHD2, whose product is annotated as EH domain containing 2. Gene Ontology annotation, molecular function: GTP binding; calcium ion binding; protein binding. The transcript has 6 exons. Bases 171 to 1802 code for a protein of 543 amino acids. Gene Ontology annotation, cellular component: cytoplasm; plasma membrane. NCBI's taxonomy places the organism in Eukaryota, Metazoa, Chordata, Mammalia, Artiodactyla, Lipotidae. The record is from RefSeq and is a predicted model, not a curated record. Gene Ontology annotation, biological process: endosomal transport; endocytosis.
UCAGACGGCUCCGGACUGGACCGCGAGCACAGGCAGAUCCGCGGGCGCCUUGAAUCCCAGCGGGACCCCCGCCCAGCUCGUCCGCACGGUCCAGCCGCCUGCGCGCGCCAUCGGUAGCUCUCCCCCUGUGCAUCUCCACCAGCGAGCUCAGCAGGCAGUGUGCAGCCACCAUGUUCAGCUGGCUGAAGCGGGGCGGGGCUCGGGGCCAGCAGCCCGAGGCCAUCCGCACGGUGACCUCAGCCCUCAAGGAGCUGUACCGUGAAAAGCUGCUGCCUAUCGAGGAGCACUACCGCUUCGGGGCCUUCCAUUCACCAGCCCUGGAGGAUGCUGACUUUGACGGCAAGCCCAUGGUGCUGGUGGCCGGCCAGUACAGCACGGGCAAGACCAGCUUCAUCCAGUACCUGCUGGAGCAGGAGGUGCCCGGCUCCCGGGUGGGGCCCGAGCCCACCACCGACUGCUUCGUGGCCGUCAUGCAUGGUGACACCGAGGGCACCGUGCCUGGCAACGCCCUCGUCGUUGACCCAGACAAGCCCUUCCGCAAACUCAACCCCUUUGGGAACACCUUCCUUAACAGGUUCAUGUGCGCCCAGCUCCCCAAUCAGGUCCUGGAGAGCAUUAGUAUCAUCGACACCCCAGGCAUCCUGUCGGGGGCCAAACAGAGAGUGAGCCGCGGCUACGACUUCCCGGCAGUGCUGCGCUGGUUCGCCGAGCGCGUGGACCUCAUCAUCCUACUCUUCGAUGCUCACAAGCUGGAGAUCUCAGACGAGUUCUCGGAGGCCAUCGGCGCCCUGCGAGGCCACGAGGACAAGAUCCGCGUGGUGCUCAACAAGGCCGACAUGGUGGAGACGCAGCAGCUGAUGCGCGUCUACGGGGCGCUCAUGUGGGCGCUGGGCAAGGUGGUGGGCACGCCCGAGGUGCUGCGCGUCUACAUCGGUUCCUUCUGGUCCCAGCCCCUCCUGGUACCCGACAACCGGCGCCUCUUCGAGCUGGAGGAGCAGGACCUCUUCCGCGACAUCCAGGGCCUGCCGCGCCAUGCCGCACUGCGCAAGCUCAAUGAUCUGGUGAAGAGGGCCCGGCUGGUGCGGGUUCACACCUACAUCAUCAGCUACCUGAAGAAGGAGAUGCCCUCCGUGUUUGGGAAGGAGAACAAGAAGAAGCAGCUGAUCCUCAAGUUACCCGUCAUCUUUGCCAAGAUUCAGCUGGAGCAUCACAUAUCUCCCGGCGACUUCCCGGACUGCCAGAAGAUGCAGGAGCUGCUGAUGGCUCACGACUUCACCAAGUUCCACUCGUUGAAGCCGAAGCUGCUGGAGGCGCUGGAUGAGAUGCUGACGCACAACAUCGCCAAGCUCAUGCCCCUGCUCCGUCAGGAGGAGCUGGAAAGCACGGAUGUGGGCGUGCAGGGGGGCGCUUUCGAGGGCACCCACAUGGGCCCCUUCAUAGAGCGGGGGCCUGACGAGGCCCUGGAGGAUGGCGAGGAGGGCUCGGACGAUGACACUGAGUGGGUGGUGACCAAGGACAAAUCCAAAUACGAUGAGGUCUUCUAUAACCUGGCGCCGUCCGACGGCAAGCUGAGCGGCACCAAGGCCAAGACCUGGAUGGUGGGUACCAAGCUCCCCAACUCUGUGCUGGGCCGCAUCUGGAAGCUGAGCGAUGUUGACCGAGAUGGCAUGCUGGACGACGAGGAGUUUGCCCUGGCCAGCCACCUCAUCGAGGCUAAGCUCGAGGGCCACGGGCUGCCCACCAACCUGCCCCGCCGCCUGGUGCCACCUUCCAAGCGGCGCCACAAGGGCUCCGCUGAGUGA